Molecule: messenger RNA, 7529 nt
Organism: Xenopus tropicalis (tropical clawed frog)
Lineage: Eukaryota; Metazoa; Chordata; Amphibia; Anura; Pipidae
Gene: gad1
Product: glutamate decarboxylase 1
Exons: 17
Coding region: 367-2139 (590 amino acids)
Molecular function (GO): pyridoxal phosphate binding; glutamate decarboxylase activity; carboxy-lyase activity
Source: RefSeq, a predicted model, not a curated record
GCAGCUCAGCAAGGGAUGUGCCCCCUACACACGGUGCGGACUAGAGGAGGCGUCAGUGACUCAUGCCUGCGCACACACAGCAACUGCCUCCCUGCCUGCCUUCAAAAUCGCACAUCCAAGCACUUGUGGAGGAGACGGGGGCAUCCCUAAUUCCUUCCUGCGCCCCCACUGACAUUCAAACGUCUUUCCUUUCUGGAAUUUCUAUAAAGAGGAGUUUAUCUAGCAAAGCUGCUAGGUCCAGACUCCAGCCAGUUGGACUUAAGUGCUCUGGAUUUGGGAACCUCCAGGUACAGCAGUAGGUGGAUCUCCCUAUCCAGUCUGAACAUUAGGAGAAAUCAUUAGCCCAAAAGGAUUGUCACUGGAGAGAUGGCAUCGUCUUCCCCUUCAUCGUCCGACACCAACCAGGACACCAACCCAAUUAAUCUGCGACCCACAACCUAUGACGCGUGGUGUGGGGUGGCACACGGAUGCACGAAAAAGCUUGGAUUAAAGAUCUGUGGCUUCCUGCAGAGAAAUAACAGUUUGGAUGACAAGAGCAGGAUUGUGAGUUCCUUCAAAGAGAGGCAAGCUUCCAAAAACCUCCUGGUGUGUGAAAAUAUCGAGAAAGACUCCCAGUUCCGCCGUGCCGAGACAGACUUCUCCAAUCUCUUUGCCAGAGAUUUACUGCCUGCUAAGAAUGGGGAAGAGUUCACUAUGCAGUUCCUGCUGGAGGUGGUUGACAUUCUCCUAAACUACGUCAGGAAAACGUUUGAUAGAUCCACCAAGGUCCUAGACUUUCAUCAUCCUCACCAGCUUUUAGAGGGCAUUGAGGGCUUCAACCUGGAGCUGUCUGACAACCCAGAGUCCUUGGAGCAAAUCUUGGUGGACUGUAGGGAUACCCUGAAGUAUGGAGUUAGAACAGGGCACCCUCGCUUCUUCAACCAGCUCUCAACAGGACUGGAUAUUAUUGGCUUGGCUGGGGAAUGGCUGACAUCUACCGCUAACACUAACAUGUUUACGUAUGAGAUCGCACCAGUUUUCGUCCUCAUGGAACAGAUUACGCUUCGGAAAAUGAGAGAAAUAAUCGGCUGGACAGAAAAGGAUGGAGAUGGAAUAUUUUCUCCAGGUGGUGCCAUCUCCAACAUGUACAGCAUUAUGGCUGCCCGCUACAAAUACUUUCCUGAAGUAAAAACCAAAGGCAUGGCAGCAGUCCCCAGAUUGGUUCUCUUUACCUCAGAACAUAGCCACUACUCCAUAAAGAAAACUGGGGCUGCGUUGGGGUUCGGAAGUGAAAAUGUGAUCAUGGUAAAGACCAAUGAAAGGGGGAAGAUAAUUCCUGCUGAUUUGGAAGCGAAAAUCCUCGAAGCAAAACAAAAGGGUUACGUUCCACUGUAUGUAAAUGCUACCGCUGGGACAACUGUCUAUGGUGCGUUUGAUCCAAUAUCUGAGAUAGCUGAUAUCUGUGAAAAAUACAACCUCUGGCUUCAUGUUGACGCUGCGUGGGGAGGUGGACUGCUCAUGUCCAGAAGGCACCGGCAUAAAUUAGAUGGAAUAGAGAGGGCUAAUUCUGUCACUUGGAAUCCUCAUAAGAUGAUGGGUGUCUUACUCCAAUGUUCUGCAAUUCUUUUAAGAGAAAAGGGCAUCCUACAAGGUUGCAAUCAGAUGUGCGCUGGGUACCUGUUCCAACAAGACAAGCAAUAUGAUAUAUCAUAUGACACAGGAGACAAAGCAAUACAGUGUGGGCGCCAUGUAGACAUAUUCAAGUUCUGGCUGAUGUGGAAAGCCAAGGGCACUGUUGGAUUUGAAGCUCAGAUCAACAAGUGCUUGGAGCUUGCAGAAUAUCUCUAUUCUAAGAUCUACAAUCGGGAAGGCUUUGAAAUGGUCUUCAAUGGAGUGCCUGAGCAUACAAAUGUCUGUUUCUGGUACAUCCCUCCGAGCCUUAGGGGAAUGCCCAACAAUGAAGAAAAGCAGGAGAAGCUGCACAGGGUGGCUCCUAAAAUUAAGGCUCUGAUGAUGGAAUCUGGUACAACGAUGGUGGGAUACCAGCCACAAGGAGAUAAAGCCAAUUUCUUCCGAAUGGUCAUCUCAAACCCAGCAGCGACCAAGUCCGACAUCGACUUUCUUGUCGAAGAAAUUGAAAGAUUGGGUCAGGAAUUGUAAUAGUUGUGUUGUCUGCCAUAAACCCCCAAGGUGCUGGUGGACCUUCCCAAACACUGAGGGGGGGUUAGCUUUUAGUGUUCUAUUGCUGGAUAAACCACUUGAGAAAAAAAUAUGGGUUGUGCAAUGUACAGAGUCAAGUUUUAAGGACAUUUCCUUAAUACUUGCGCAAUUCCCUUCUAGCACCUUAAUUCAUUUAGGCUGCUGGAACAUCUAUGUAGAUCAUAAACAAAGACUAUAUUAACUAAUGUGUAAGAUGAACCUUAUUUUUAACCUUCUGAAUGCCAAUGUGUCUUGGCGGCGCAUCUCGCAGCAGGGCGUUGCACUACCCACUGGCUUUCAAAGGCUUAGCAAUCUAAAUUUUACUUAAGGUAACUGAAUGUUGUACAGUGUAACUGUAUGUAUGUAUGUGUGUGUGUGCGCGCGUGUGUGUAAAUAUAAUAUAUAUGUACAGGGUAUAGGCAAGUUACGCAGUUGUCAAGAGCAGCAAAUGUUGGCGGCACAGUAUUGAGAAUCAUGGGUUUAAGGGUGUGGAAAGUGUGUCCCAAUCAAUAAUCUCUAGGUGAGGCCUCUCGCACACAAAGUUUUAGCUGACAAAAGGUAUAUUCCUAUGUGUAAUAAAACAGUCCUUUUGUUCAUUAUAAAUCUACGCACCAUCAAUAACUUGUGAGAUCUCCUAUUAGCUAUACAAUCCCACCAUGCCUUCAAUUUGUACCGACUUUGCCUCAUAAUAUCCACAACCAAUCACUGAUUCAUUCUAACUGUAGCACAUGCAGGAGUCUCUGCCAAAUGAUACUGGAAGCCUUACUGGGGUAAACAUGGUGUAUGUGUUGAGUUGGGGUGUGAUGUCUUGGCUUUGGGGUGAAGAAUGGGAGACUAUUCCCUCAUAUUAGGAAGCAUCCCCACAAAGUAGGCCUCAUAGACCUGUGAACUUUUUCCAUACAUAAACAGUGACAUGUGACUUUCUGCACAAAUGUUUGUGGGUUUCUGGCACUAUAUAGAAAUCCUAUAUACUAGCAGUAGACCCUGAUGUUGGUGCUUUUAUCAAUAGCCUAACAAGCCUGAAAAGCAUUACCCGUAAGUAGAUGCACCUCCUGGAUGGGGGCAAUAGUAGCACAGUCAUUGUUACAGGUAUAUUAUCGCUGUAUUCUUAGGGAUUUAUUUGUGUAGAGUGUGUACAUUAUUGUCGAAUAACUUUGUGAAACCAGAAUACACGUCAUAGUUUUACAGUAAACUGUUAUACGAUAGGUAUAUAAAAUACUUGCUUAUUUAUAUGCAAAGAUUUACCAUGUUACAGAGGUGUCUUGUAUUUUCUUCCAUUUGUAUUGUAUUCUAUUUAUAUAUAAUAUAUAUACAUAGUAUAUAUUACUGAAGUAAGUUAUAAAUAAUAAUUAUUGUAUUUAAGUGUCUUUGUGAGCCAAAGAAAAACUAAAAAAUAUAGUAGAAAUUGUAGACAUGAAUAUAGUGCCCUCAACAUUUAUUCCAUAAAAUAUAGAAGAAAAUAAGUCCAGAACACAGAACGCUGAGGGUGUUAUGGGAUUGGCCCAGUGCAGGGUUUGUUUAGCAAGUGUGAGUGGUGCCAACAUUCUGCCAUGUACUGUAAGAAUGAAUCACAUAUUGGAACUUCACAGCACAAAGUUGGUGUUAGUCACUUCUUGCAAGGAACCCCUGUGCUCCUUCCAACCAUAAAGUGACCCUACUGUGUUUAGAUUCAGACGUGAAGAUGGGAGUUAUACUAUGGUUCAACUUCCUGUGCCCUGAACAGCAUAUGCCAGUGGUUUAGCUAGGUGCAACAAACUGUCUUUAGCUCAGGGGUCUCCAACUUCAUUUACCUGUGGUCCAGACUCAAAUGUAAGAAGUGUUGGGAAGCCACACAACCAUGAAAAAAAAAGUUCAUUGGCAUUGCCAACCUGAAAGAUUUUUUGCUUGGAGCAAACUUGUAUCUUAUUGUGGUACAACUUGCCUCCAUGCUAGCAAUGUAAAAACGAGAACCUGCUUUGAGGCCAGUGAGAGCAGCAUCAAAGGGGGUGGAGAACCUCAACUGUCUGUUGAGGUUCAAUGUUUUAUCUUUUAGAAAAUGUACAAGUAGCACCUCUCUUUUGUAGAGAUUCCUCUUAAUUUCGCAAAAUUUCAUUUAGAAUUGGGCAGAACAUUGUUCAAGUUAUUUGAAUGCUUUUUCCUGCUCAAUCUGUGGUUCUUUAUAGAACCCAAGUAGUCUACAACAGGGGUCCCCAACUUCUUUUAACUGGGAGCCACACAAGUAUGAAAAAUGUUCCUGGGGUUGCUAAAUAAUUCUGUAAUUGGCUAUUUGGUAGCCCUUUAUGGAUUGCCAACCUGUAGAAGGCUCUGUUAGGAGUAACAGGGUUGCUCAUGAGUCUACAAGAACAGUAACUGGUCACUGGUCUACAAGAACAGUAAGCAGUGGCAAUUGGUUGUCCCUACAUAUAUAUUGCUCAGUGCAAAGAAGCAAUUUUUAGAUUUCCCAAGGUUUACAGAAAUGUUUUCAUAGCACAGGUGGGGGAACCAUAGUGAAACAAGGACAAAUGUUAUAACAGGUGCAUAGUAUAUCUAGUAACCCAUAGCAACCUAACAAUCAGCAGAUACAGUUAUGCUGUUUUAAAAGCAAGCAUCUGAUUGGUUGCCAUGAGUUUUGCCCUUGUUAUUCCAUUAUCCCAUUAAAAUGUAUUAUUAAUUUAUUCAAGAUCUAAGCACUUUAUGUUGAUCAUUGGACACAAUAACCCAAUUGUUUCCUUGUACAAAUGAUUGUCCUUCUGCUGUAUGUGAAUUGGUAUAUCACGGUAUGAUUUCGACUGAGGAACCAUAACUGCAGUUACAUUCACUUUGUCUUUCAAGAGUUGCAUUUGUUGUACAGAAUUGUACAGUCACAGCCUGUUAAGAGUAUCUUUAUUUUCAAUGGCAGGGCAAAGCCUCGGCAGUCAGUGCCGAUGAAACAAAUUUGCACAAGAUUAGUUGUUAGUUUGUGUACCUGUCCCUUUGUAGGGAUGUUCCACUAACCUAAAUAUAUUGGAAUGAAGGGUCACUCAAGUCAAACGCAUCCUCUGUAUAAUGUUACACUCCCAACAGCAGGCACAAUAUGGAAGGUUCUCUUGACUCUGCCCUUUAGUAUUCAUGGGAGUUUCUGAACUGGGUCUAAUAAGUCCAGAUGUUGUCCAAAUACUGAUGGCUUUCAGAAACUCUACAAGGUUGAGUCGAGAGUGUUGCACUCACCCUGCUCAUGCACUGCCUUACUCUACCCAUGCUUGACUUAACAUUAUCUGCCAAUAUCGGUCCUUUAGAUGCGGUCCCCGAUCCUACGGCCCCUAUGCCCACCAUUGGCCCUAGGGCCAAAUGAUCGACUUAGCCCGAUGUUACCAACCCAUAGAUGGACAUAUCGGGAGAAGAUCUGCUCACUUGGUGACCUCGCCAAGUGAGCAGAUCUUACAGUAUAUGGCCACCUUUAUUCCAACCACUUAUGGACAUUUGUUUUUUCUCAGUCCACUUUUUGUUUUCAGUAUAGAUAGGAAACAGUAGCGACUCUCUAUCUUCUUAAUUCUUCCUCUGGAUAUUGUGGCACAUUUGUAAAUAAGCUAAGAGCCGCUGGUAUCCCUCUGGGUGUAUAUAAUGUAUAUACUGUAUAUUUUGAUACGAAUCUAAUCUCUAGCUAGCCACCAUCUCAUAAUGUGGCCAUGAGUCCUGCUGUUUGUAAAAUGGGGAAUUGUGGGAUUUCAGCGCAAAGUUGCAUGCCUCAGAUCAGUAGCUCUGAAUUUUAGCUGGCUGAUUUUGUAGCCCAUACAAAUAAGCACAAUUUAGAUUAAGACUAAAAAGUAUUAAGUCAGUGAUUUAGGGCAAGGUCACACCAAGGGUAGAUCCGGUUCCCUACGCUGCUCCCUGUGCCUGCACUGAAAACCACAGUAUCUACCUAAGUGCAGGCACACGGAGUGGAGUAGAGCGUAGGUCCCCAGAAAAUGCUUGCUUUUGCGUUUUACCUUGGCUCCCCCUGCACUGAGGCAGAUACUGUAGUUGUCGCUGUAGGUACGUGUGCCCUUGUCCUAAAAGCAAAUACUUCCAUAAAAAGCUUUGCAUAUUAGAUGAAGUGUCACUAAUUAUAGAGAAGCACAAACUUUUAAUGGUGGUUUAAUAAAUGAUGUUUCUUUGCACCAUUAAGUAAAAGCACAUUAUGGAGCCUUCUUGGCCCUUACUAUAAAUACACAAACACUUUCCGCCCAACUAUAUGCAAGCACAAUAUAAUAGUCUGUAGGCUGUCGCAGUCAUGCUUUGAUUCCCUGUGAAUAAAUUACAGUUAUGCAAUAUGAAUUUAAAUGAGUUUAUUUUUACAAAUACUGAAAUAGGGAGAAUAAUAUUCAUGUACAGCUUGGAUGUAUAUAUGUAUAUACUGUAUCUCGUAUUCCUCAAGCAUCUUCUUUUUAAAUAAGUCUAUGGCCAUGUCUGUCUGUACUGCAAAAAUUCUCUACCAGCAUCGGAAUGGGUGUCUGAGGCCUACUGGGGCUGCUUCCCCAGGGGCCCCAUCACCUGUUCAGGGGCCCAAGCCAGCCCCUUUCACCCCUACCGCCCCUAGAGGUCGUUUCUAAGGGCCAAAAGCCAAAAGAUCUGUAAGCACUAUUCAGUAUUUAUAUUUUAUAUUUAAAUAACACCCUAACCUUAAUAUUUGCUAUAGCUACAGGGAGACGGUGAAUGGUUUGUACCCAAUGGCUGCUGGGCCAUGUCAAUUGCUUCCUGGCUUUCCAAAGGCCCCCUAGCAACCUUGUAUCAGCAAACUUGAUACCACCCCAACCACAUUUUGGGUAUGAUACUGUACAUGGGUAGAAAUGAGCAAAGACAGUGCUGAGCAGGGGAUGUGCCUCUACUUUCUAAAGAUGCCCAGAGGUCACCAAAUGAGUGGAUCUUUGAAAUGUUCACCUUGAGGUGGGCAAUAUAGGUCUGAUCUGAUCAUUUGGCCCUCGGUCUUAAGGGGCCUUACCAAUAGCAUGAAUCUGUCCAUGUAUGGGCACCACAAUGAAUUUCCAAAUCUCCUUUUACUAGGACAAUCUUAAGUUGUGAAUGAGCCUGGGGCAAACAGACUUGUGAGCCCCAGUCUUUCAUGUGGUCCUUCAUCUCUGCCCCUCCCCCCCUAAAGCAAAUUGUAAGAAAACUUUAAAAAAAAAAAAAAAGAAACUGAUGUCGACUCAGGAGGAAAGUCAGGGACUGUAGCAAUAGCCACUUAGCUUUAUUUCUUUCAGGGCACAGUGUGUUUGAAAAAAAAAAAAUGACAAAAAUGUGUUGUUUUGUGAUAACUGGGUUCUCGCUAUUCUGUGACUGACAAAGAGAGAUUUCAUUAUUACAGAUAUGCAAUGCAGUUCUAAUUUUGUUAAUAAAAUUCUGCCUUUAAAACCAUC